Molecule: messenger RNA, 1802 nt
Organism: Xiphophorus couchianus (Monterrey platyfish)
Lineage: Eukaryota; Metazoa; Chordata; Actinopteri; Cyprinodontiformes; Poeciliidae
Exons: 2
Coding region: 205-1377 (390 amino acids)
Source: RefSeq, a predicted model, not a curated record
AAACGACGUUAGCGUCGGUAACCCUAUAAAUGACGCUGACCUUCUGAAAUCUUUCCCUUUGCUACGGGACUUUUGAAGGAGACGCCUGAAGGAGCAUAACGCCUCGGAAGGUUUGAACCUAGUGAGAAGUCUGCUUUGCAAAACUUGCUAAAGAAGCGCUUGCUGAAAUACGCACUUGCUGAAGAAUCCCACAACCCGGGAAAGAUGGAUCCUGGCCAGGAGAAGAACCAGCAGGGUGAUCAGCUGGAAGCUCAUAGUGUAGAGCUUCCAGCAGAUGGAUCCCCAACGUUGGAGGAACAUCCAGACGGCGGUAAGGAUCUUGGUAAGGUGCGGUCAGAUGUUGACCCUCAGAUGUCUGACAACGUGGUUUCUGGAAAUCAUGGCGAGGCGUCGAGGUGUAGUUCACCUCCUCUGUCUGAGCCCAUUUUGAGUCCAGAUGACUCCAGAUCUAUUGGUACUUCACAACGUCAUCAGGUAGGUUUGGUAGGGGAUGUGACUCGUGUGACAUCUGGGACCAGCGUAAACAGAAAGAGGCCAAAGGACAGUGACUCUGAAGAGGAGCCCCCUGCCAAGAGGACCAGGGAGAGUGAUGUUGAUGAAGAGGAACCUCUUCUCAGUCCCUCCACAAAUACGUUGUGUGAGGAUCCCGUUCAGUCAUUUCCACUCUCCAUUCCCUCGCCCAUGACAUUCUGGCUGGAUCACAUUAAUUCACCCUUCAGUAUUUCACCUCACAGUGCAUGUGAGGAUCCCGUUGCUGAAGUGGAGCUCCCCUCCAAGAGGUCCAGGGAGAGUGAUGUUGAUGAAGAGGAGCUCCCCUGCAAGUGGACCUGGGACAGUGAUGAAGAAGAGGAACCUCUUUUCAGUCCCUCCACAAAUAGGUUUUGUGAGGAUCCCGUUCAGUCAUUUCCACUCUCCAAUCCCUCGUCCAUGACAUUCUGGCUGGAUCACAUUUAUUCACCCUUCAGUAUUUCACCUGAGAGUGCAUGUGAGGAUCCCGUUCCGUCAUUCACUGUCCUCUGUCCCCCACAAUGGAUGGUGCAUGAGGAUUCUUCUCAGUCAUCCUCUGCCUCCAGUUCCUCGUCCAUGUCAUUGUUUGGGGAUCACCUUUUUUCACCCUUCGGUCUUUCACCUCAGAAUGCAUGUGAGGAUCCCAUUCUGUCCUCCCCUGUCGUUUGUCCUUCACCACCAACAUACUGCAAAAUUCCAAGUUCGUCAUUCCCUUGCAUAUGUGUCUGGAUGAAGUCUCAAAUGGACGAAGAAGAGGAACCUAUACCUUCAACAUCUGGGAUUGGAUCUGACAGAAUUAGAGGAAGAGUGAGUUCCAGACAAGUGUUUUUUAGACCUCAUUACGACUUGUCAGGUGAUGACUCUGAUUAGAGUGGGAUCUUGAAAAACCGAAGACCUACCUGAGAAGUCCCAUUAGGAAAACGUAAUUUCUCUGUUGUUUUUGUUAAAGCCAAUGGCUUUCUAGCAGGACCGAGGAUGCCUUAGGUAGCGUCUUGCACCGGGGCUUUUCUUUGUCCCGCUGCUAGAUUUUUUAUGUUAUGUUAGAUGAAAAUCUUUAAGGAUAAAAGAAAGAGAUAAAUAUUUGGUUAGGGCUUGGUCCAGUGACUUGGACCACCAUAGAUACAGUUUAUUCUGAGGUUCUGGUUCAUGGUCCUCACCAGUCUCCAGACUGCAAGCUGCUCUGUCAGUCCCAGUCAGAGCAGCUCGCAGUGAGACUGCUUCCUCCAAGAUUCCCCUUGCGGUUCUGACUCUGUUUUCCUCUCUACUCUCCCAUGUUUCAGGGUGUAAUCGCGGUG